Messenger RNA from Diaporthe batatas, 3022 nucleotides. RefSeq lists its product as uncharacterized. Gene Ontology annotation, molecular function: GTP binding; GTPase activity. Lineage: Eukaryota; Fungi; Ascomycota; Sordariomycetes; Diaporthales; Diaporthaceae. The transcript is spliced from 5 exons. Gene Ontology annotation, biological process: protein transport. Gene Ontology annotation, cellular component: lysosomal membrane. The coding region runs from base 1371 to 1925 and encodes 184 amino acids. The record is from RefSeq and is a predicted model, not a curated record.
AGCAGCCCAGCCCAGCUCCGUCCGCAACCAGCGUUGGAAAUAGCACAUGGUGCAUGCAGAUUUGCUCCCGCACCACACCUGCACCCACGCCUGCACCACAGAGAGAGCCUGGGAGCCUGAGAGCCUGAGAGCCUGCAUAACACACACACAUGCUGCCUGCCUUGCCUUGCCUUGCCUUGCCUUUGCCUUGCCUUAGACUCCGCUACCCGACCCUGCUCCUUGCUCCCUGCUCCCUGCUCCCUGCUCCUUGCUCCUUGCUGCUCCUGACGAAUUUUCGUAGCUGGGGCCUGACGCUCCAGGUUCCUCUUCACUCCUCGAACCCCAACCGCCCCCGGUGCCCGCUACUGCCCAGGUGGCCAUCAUCAUCAUCGCCCUCGUCAUCCGCCCACACAGUCCCAUGAGGGGGCCCCGCUCGACACCCGCCCGCACUGCACUGCAUCAUCUCUUCCCGCUGCAGAGAGACCCUUGGGAGGCCACUUUAGAUUUCUGUACCACAACCCUGCGCCCUGCAUCCCUUGCUGCCGGUGUUGUUGUGGGUGACCAGGUCCAGAGCAGCGCAGACCUGUCGUGGUUGUUACUUGGGCCUUUGUUCUGGGGGUCGCACACAUAAGACGGCCGGCCGCCCAAUCAUCCCGAGCUCCCUGACCCCGCCGUUGAACAUUGUGCAUCUUCUCACUUGGCCAGUCCUCCUGCAGUUUUACUUCUCUCGGCCAGCAAAAACCCCACGCCUCUUCCCUCGACUGCCCGGGACGUCGGUCACCAGGACAGCCGCCGCAAAAGGAAAAAAAGAGGACGAUUCUUCCUUCUUCAUCGGGGCUCCUCCGCUGGGCGAUGCCCCCUGGUGCCUGCUCUGCUCCCGCGACACGGCCCACUUGUCACGAGAACCCCAGUCCUAGCCGCUGCUCCCCUUCGCACGUCCCAACGCAAGGAACCCCGUCCGGCAUCGACUUUGCGCCCCCAUUUUUCGAGGUGGAGAGUUUUCGCGCUCCCACCAAGCCGGCUCGCCCAUAUCACUCAAUAUCCUCGAUGCGCGACAACAGAGAAACGAACCGUCCGCUGAUCGCAUAGAGCCCCCGAGAGCAUCCUAGCAUCCUGUGGCUGCGUCAACCCUUCGCCGUCAGCAGCCCUCCCCACCUGGCGCGCUUUGCCAAGCCAAGAAAAAAAAGAAGAUACCACGGCGCAGGGACCCUGAAAGCAGCCCGGCCGAUCGCACACCCCGCGCUUGUCCAUCGUCUCUUCGGCGAAGCUCAACAUCACUCGACGCUCGGGCCUCUCCUCGUCGCCUCAUACCUCACACCUGAACCUCCUUCUCUCUCUUCUUCACAAACACACACUUAGUCGAGUUUCGAAGUGCCCAGUAAGCUCGGAUCAUGGCGGGCCUUUUUCGUAAGGUGUACGACUGGUUACUCAGAACUUUCUGGGCAACGGAGAUGGACGUCACCAUGAUAGGCCUCCAGAAUGCAGGAAAGACUUCCCUGCUGAGGGUGUUAUCGGGCGGCGAGUUCACCAUCGAUUCGAUCCCAACGGUCGGCUUCAACAUGAAGAAGGUACAACAGGGGCAUGUGACCCUAAAGUGCUGGGACCUCGGAGGGCAGCCCCGGUUUCGGACCAUGUGGGAGAGGUACUGUCGGGGCGUCAACGCGAUCGUCUUCAUCGUGGAUAUCGCGGACAUUGAGCUCCUGUCUCAGGCGCGCGAGGAGCUCCAUUCGGUCAUGAGCAGUCCGACCCUGGAGGGUAUUCCCCUUCUCGUCCUGGGCAACAAGUCUGAUCUUCCGGACAAGUUGACCGUGGAUGAGCUGAUCGACGCCAUGGACCUAAAGAGCAUCGGCCACCGAGAAGUCUCGUGCUAUGGCAUCUCGGCCAAGGAAGAGACCAACCUCGACGCGGUCCUCCAGUGGCUGGUGAAGUUCGCUCACAGCAGAUGAAGGUGCCCGGCCUCGAACGAUUCCCUUCUCUCAUCCGACCCGGCACUGCUUUGGGAACUCAAUCCCGGAUCAAGUCGGUCGCUUCUUUUUGGCGCAGCGGGGCCUCGUAACGACGGCGGCGGCGGGCAGCUCUGGGUUCGAAAGACGUUUCACAUCUUGGCCGGCGACGACCACUUCACACCAAAAAAAAAACCUACCACUCUCAAGUAUCCCGGAGGGCCUGCGGCAUGGACUGUUUUGAACACUGUUCUUCCAUCUGGACUGCCCCGGGUUGCGCCUCUGUCUUCCCCCGACUUUGACUCCGAAUGACACGUGCCGACAUUGUUUUCAUCGCAUCAAAGGCAACGCCCCCACGGGCUGGGAGAGAAGGUCUCCUGUCACCAUCCGAAUUGAGAAGAGUGAUGAUCGGGCGGUCGCCUUGGGGACGACGACCAAGUCCGCCUGGCUUUUCUUGUGUCCUUGCUUAUUUUCCUUGCACACAUACCUUGCGAAAGAAGUUCUAUGCAUGGCCUGCGACGCGCAUGGGGUAGUUUGAAUAUUUUGAGGAUUUCUGAUGGAUAUACCUGGGUAAUCACAUCAAUGAUGACGAAGCCAUGAGCAUGAGCCACACAGCAUCAGCAUGAGAAUUAUAUACCAGAAAUCUCAAUCACUCGAUGAUAUUCCCUGGGGUGACAAUGUAGUAAAAGGGCAAAGUACCAGAAGUUGACAGGCAAGAAGUGAAAGAAAACUGGUAGAGGUCGACCCGGCAAGGAAAAAACGUGGUUGUGGGGAUUGGGUCGGGCAGGAUCCUGGGAAGACUUGACAAAGAUGGAAAUUGCCCCAAGCUCAGACCAGCCAGGGACCCCGACGUCGAGGCGACGAGUGCGGUCAGGGGCGCAAUGCCUGGAGGGCCAGGCCAGGGCGAAGGGGCGUCAGAGGAGGUCAGAGGCCAGAACAGCCGAGCUGAAAAGAGCAACAGGGCAAGGCGAGCGUAGGGGAGAAAUCAAAAAGGGAUGGAUGGUGAGGAAGAGAGAGAUCAGAUCGAAAUCGAAAGGGAGCGGCCGCCAAAAGGAAUUGAUGGGGGGCGCUUCUUGAAGUCUUACCCGUCUGUGCGGCAA